This is a messenger RNA of Epithele typhae, 861 nucleotides long. RefSeq names its product ATP12-domain-containing protein. NCBI's taxonomy places the organism in Eukaryota, Fungi, Basidiomycota, Agaricomycetes, Polyporales, Epitheliaceae. The coding region runs from base 1 to 861 and encodes 286 amino acids. The record is from RefSeq and is a predicted model, not a curated record. The transcript is spliced from 6 exons. Gene Ontology annotation, cellular component: mitochondrion. Gene Ontology annotation, biological process: mitochondrial proton-transporting ATP synthase complex assembly.
AUGUUCCGGCACGCUACUCGCGCCUUCUCCCCCCUCGCACGACACCACGCACCCCGGCCGCACACACUCAAGCAAGCCGCGCUCUCAGCGCGGCGAUACGCGACGGCCCCGGACGACGGGCCAGCCGUGACGGCGACGAACCGGGCCGAGGCGACGCUCAAGCGGUUCUGGAAGGACGUCGGGAUCGAGAAGCGCGACGGGGGCUACGCCGUCACCCUCGACCGCCGCGCGCUCAAGACCCCCGGCGGGCGCCCGCUCGUCGUGCCCGCCGAGAAGCGGCUCGUCGCCGCGCUCGUCGCGUCCGAGUGGGAGAACCAGACGACGGUGCUCAAGCCGCACGCGCUGCCGAUGACGUCGAUCGCGUCGCGGGCGCUGGACGCGUUCGAGGACGAGGGCACGCGCGCGGAGAUCCGCGCGCAGCUGCUCAAGUACUUUGGCACCGACACCGUCUGCUACCACGCGGACGCCCCGGCAACGCUCGUGAAGCUCCAGGCGGAACACUGGCAGCCGAUCCUCGACUGGGCCGUCUCGAUGCUCGGCAUCGACAUCGCGGUCUCGACCUCGUUCGCCGUCCCGAAGCAGUCGCCCGAGACGAUCGCGAAGCUCGACGAGAUCCUCAAGGGCUUCUCCUCGUGGGAGAUGGCAGCGAUGGAGCGCGCGACGUACACGUCCAAGUCGUUCCUCGUCGGCCUCGCGCUCGUCAUGGGCAGGAUAGACGUCGACCAGGCCGCGCAGGCCGCGCACGUCGAGGUCAACAGCCAGAUAGAGCGGUGGGGCGAGGUGGAGGACAGCCACGACGUCGACUUCCACGAUAUCCGGAGACAGCUGGGGAGCGCGUCGUGUUUGCUCGCCGACUACUGA